AUGUCUACCUUUGACGAUACCCCUGACAGCCCUCCCACCACCAAUGGUGCCAAUGGGACUCCAUUGAAAGAUACCCUGAUCAACAAUGCCUCGUCCGCUGUCAACACCAUCCAAAACCACCCCGUCACACAAAACGUGGUCAACGGCCCCGUUGCAACCUCUAUCAAGAACGAAGCUGGUGCCACCAAAAAUGAAUUCAGUGGUCUUGCCAGCUCUCGCCAGACUCCCUCGCACACCGCUGCCAAUGAUACACCCCUAACCCACUACCAUUCAUUCUUCUACACUCUCCUGACCUGGAAGAACAAGCGAGCUACUGGAAUUACUUUCCUUGCCGCAGUCGCAUUGAUCUUUGCAUUCCGUUAUCUUCCCGUCCUUCGAUACAGCCUCAAAGUUACUUGGACCACCCUUGGAGUGGUCACUGCCGCUGAAGUUGCCAGCAAGCUUGUGACUGGAUCCAGCGUCACCAACGCCGUCCGUCCUCGAAGAUAUUACAAGAUCCCCAAGGAGACUCUCGAGACCUCACUCGAUGACCUCGAAAACCUCAUCAACUUCUUUGUCAUCGAGGCUCAGCGAAUUGUUUUUGCCGAGAAUGUCAUUGUCACUGCAGGCGCCUUUGUCGCAUCCCUUGUCUCCUAUUACCUCAUCAAGCUCCUUCCUCUCUGGGGUUUUGCACUCUUCAGCACCAUUGUUACCUUCAUCGCCCCUCUGAUCUACAUUGAGAACAAGGAGCUGAUUGACUCUCAACUCGAGCACGCGGGAAAGAUCAUUGGCCAGCAAACAAACCAGAUCAAGGACUUGACAGCUGAACACACCAGCAAAGGCUUUGAUACUGUCAAGCAAUACACUGGUGCAUACACAGCCAAGGCACAGGAUUUGGUGGGCAACAUUGGAGCCUCUCGACAAAAGAUCCCCACCCCGGCAGUCAAGGAAGAUGCAUUCCCAAGCGCUCCCAAGACUGAUCUCCCCGCUCCAUCAGAGGAUGUCAAGGCCGAGCAGGAACCAUUACUUGCAUAG
Messenger RNA from Exophiala aquamarina CBS 119918, 1014 nucleotides. RefSeq lists its product as uncharacterized. Bases 1 to 1014 code for a protein of 337 amino acids. The record is from RefSeq and is a predicted model, not a curated record. The transcript is spliced from 5 exons. NCBI's taxonomy places the organism in Eukaryota, Fungi, Ascomycota, Eurotiomycetes, Chaetothyriales, Herpotrichiellaceae.